AUGAAAUUGGUAGCUAUUAUUGUUGGAUGCAUCUUGGCUGUAGUCUGCAUAUUAUACAUUGUCAGUAAUGCGGUUCCAUCAUGGGUUGAAAUAACUACUGGAAGUUAUACUUCUACAUAUGGCUUAUGGACAAUUUGUGCCUCAAGUCUUGGCGUGAGAGAGUGCGUUCCACUCAAAUGCUCAACAGCAAUCGGCGAUUCCAGUUUCUGUAGUAGAAUAUUAGCUGGUAGAGCUUUUAUGACAUUAGCUUGUAUUUUAUCUGGUAUUACAAUGAUAUGUCUCUUUAUAUGUGCAUUUAUAGAUGAAAAGACAAGUCGAAUAUUAUUACUAAUAGCUAAAACACUUGCUUUUAUAUGUUUAAUUAUGGGAAUAAUUAGUGUUGCAGCUGGCGGCAGUACUAUACAAACAUUAAGUCAAGAUGGUGUUAAAUGCAGUUUGAGUGCAGCUUCUAUACUAGGAAUUGUUGCAAUUAUCAUCAAUUUUGUUGGUGUUAUUGCAAGUUUCUUUAUCAAACGAUCUCAAAAAUAA
Messenger RNA from Adineta steineri, 528 nucleotides. Lineage: Eukaryota; Metazoa; Rotifera; Eurotatoria; Adinetida; Adinetidae. The record is from the annotation of a GenBank genome assembly.